Messenger RNA from Camelina sativa (false flax), 1742 nucleotides. NCBI's taxonomy places the organism in Eukaryota, Viridiplantae, Streptophyta, Magnoliopsida, Brassicales, Brassicaceae. The record is from RefSeq and is a predicted model, not a curated record.
ACGUUCCCUAGAAUAAUAGAACCAAAAAGAAAUGGAGAUAUGGUUACUCAUUUUGGCCUCUCUCUCCAUAUCUCUCCUUCUCAAUCUCCUCCUCCUUCGUCUCCGUGACUCUUCCUCUCUUCCGUUACCACCUGACCCUAACUUCUUCCCUUUCGUUGGAACCCUCCAGUGGCUCCGGCAAGGCUUAGGUGGUCUCGACAGCUAUCUCCGCUCCGUCCACAACCGUCUAGGUCCAAUCAUCACUCUCCGCAUCACUUCCCGCCCCGCCAUCUUCGUCGCCGAUCGUUCUCUCGCUCACCAGGCUCUAGUCUUGAACGGCGCCGUUUUCGCUGAUCGUCCACCGGCGCCUCCGGUCAGCAAGAUCGUUUCUAGCAACCAACAUAACAUCAGCUCUUGUUUGUACGGAGCCACGUGGCGGCUUCUCCGCCGUAAUCUCACCUCUGAGAUUCUCCACCCGUCGCGCGUGGGAUCUUACACUCACGCGCGGCGGUGGGUUCUUGAGAUCCUCUUUGAUCGAUUUCGUAAGAACAGAGGUGAAGAACCGAUCCUUGUGGUUGAUCAUCUUCACUAUGCAAUGUUUGCACUUCUUGUCCUCAUGUGUUUUGGUGAUAAGCUCGACGAGAAGCAAAUCAAACAGGUGGAAUAUGUUCAGAGGAGACAGCUUCUUGGGUUUACUAGGUUCAACAUCCUUAAUCUCUGGCCUAAGUUCACUAAACUGAUUCUGCGAAAGAGAUGGGAAGAGUUUUUCCAGAUGAGGAGAGAGCAGCACGACGUUUUGCUUCCGCUGAUUCGUGCUCGGAGGAAGAUUGUUGAAGAGAGGAAGAAGAGAUCACCAGAGGAAGAGGAAGACAACAAAGAGUAUGUACAGUCAUAUGUUGAUACUCUGCUCGAUGUGGAGCUUCCAGAUGAGAAGAGGAAGUUGAACGAGGACGAGAUUGUGAGUUUGUGCUCUGAGUUUCUCAAUGCCGGGACUGAUACAACAGCCACGGCGCUGCAGUGGAUCAUGGCCAACCUCGUCAAGAACCCGAAUAUCCAGAGGAGACUGUACGAGGAGAUCAAAAGCGUAGUUGGGGAAGAAGAAGCGAAGGAAGUGGAAGAAGAAGACGCGCAGAAGAUGCCGUAUCUCAAGGCGGUGGUGCUGGAGGGUCUCCGGAGGCAUCCUCCGGGACACUUUGUGCUACCGCAUAGUGUCACGGAAGACACCGUAUUGGGAGGGUACAAGGUUCCGAAGAAGGGGACGAUUAAUUUCAUGGUGGCAGAGAUAGGGAGGGAUCCAAAGGUGUGGGAGGAACCAAUGGCGUUCAACCCGGAGAGGUUUAUUGGGGCCCAAGAAGAAUCGGUGGACAUAACCGGCAGCAGGGGGAUAAAGAUGAUGCCGUUUGGAGCUGGAAGGAGGAUAUGUCCAGGGAUUGGGCUAGCAAUGCUGCAUCUCGAGUAUUAUGUGGCGAAUAUGGUGAGGGAGUUUGAGUGGAAAGAGGUCCAAGGUCAUGAGGUUGACUUGACUGAGAAGCUCGAGUUCACCGUCGUCAUGAAACACCCGCUUAAGGCUCUUGCUGUGCCUAGGAGAAGUUACUAGCUACUACUCUUCUACUUCGCUUUGUCGCGCGUUUUAUAGGUUAUAUUUGAUGUUAUUUGCAUUUUGUUCGGUGAAGUCUACUAUGGAACCAAAUUUUAGUGAAGGGAGUACAUUUUUUGUACUUUGGAAUAAAUGAUAUAAAGUAACAACAAGAUUUUAUUUUCUU